Messenger RNA from Rhizophagus irregularis DAOM 181602=DAOM 197198, 1327 nucleotides. NCBI's taxonomy places the organism in Eukaryota, Fungi, Glomeromycota, Glomeromycetes, Glomerales, Glomeraceae. The record is from RefSeq and is a predicted model, not a curated record.
AAGGUAACUAAAGUUGUAAAAAUAUUACGUCACGUCAUUCUGAUAGAUUUAAUUUCUGGUUCAUGUUCACCAGAUAUUCGUUUUUUGUUAAAAACACAAAUUCGUAUACCAAUCGAUCAAAAACUGAUAGAUUUGAUUGAAAAUUUACAAAAUUCUGUAAAUAGAGAUGAAAGCGACAUGUCUUUUCGUGUAAAAGAUUUUGCAGAUACUUUAAAUGUUACUAGGGUUGAACAGACUAUUAACAAGAGACGAUUCUAUAACAAAGAUUAUAGAAUUAGUAUUGUACCUACGAAACAAGAUUCCGAUGGUACAAGAGUAACCUAUGGUAAUAAUGUUAUUAUUAAACAUUUAGAUUGGAUUGCGAUGAAUAAAUAUUUAACGCAAUCUUACAAAAGAUCAUUAAAAAAUUCUACUAUGGAAUUCCCUACAUCGCAACAUUUAUCCUCGCCUCCUCUUUCUACUUUAUCACGCUCUUCCUCUUCGAUACAUUCAUCUUCGCCUCCAACACCAUACGAACAACGAGUAUCGGACGAAUUAAAUACACAUAAUGCAGCCAAUAAAAUUACAGAAGAGUUUGACCUGAUAAGUUUUGAUGAUGAACCACUACCAACAUUAUUGAGCAUAAAUAUCACAAAUAAGACUGUCCAUUUAUUAGAUGAUAAUUCAAAUGGAAUUAAUCAGAUUAAACACAUUCUUGAUGAUGACAGUCAAAUGAAAAUUGAACGACAUAUUCUUGAUAAUGAUAAUGAAUUAAAGAAUCAAAGUCAUAUUUUGGAUGAUGAUUAUAACUUGUUUGGCAUGGAAAAUUCGCAAACAAAUCAAGAUGAUUAUAAUGAGUAUGAUGAAAAUUUUAAAAAUGGAGAGAUGCAAAUAACGGGAACUGAGGAAGAAAAAUUUGUCAGAGAAAAAAAUUGGAAAGAUAUACUAGAAUUUACUAUACCUAACUCUCUAGAGUACGCUAGAGAAUUUUGUAAAACUAUCAGCUGAAAACUAAGAAAUCUGCAAAAUUUGCAAGUAUCGUUUUUUAGUUUAUAAGGGAUACUUAUUUAAUUAUUAUAACCACUUGGAAUAAAUAUCCAAGGGAUUUAUUUUGGAUCUGUCAUUAGUUCAAAUAUAUACGUACGAAUUAACUACGUAUUGGCUUUUUUGAUGAACCCAACUAUUUAUGUAUAAAUGAUCCAAAUUUAUAAUUUAUUGUGAAGUGCAGAAUAUUAUGUAAUUUGAAUUCCAGUAAUGUAUAUUAGGAUUGUAAUUUUUUCAUCGUUAUUUUUUUUUUUAUCUUCCAUUAUUUUAAUUUUACAUGAUAAAAUUUCCAAAAAAAAAAUUU